Messenger RNA from Acinonyx jubatus (cheetah), 1696 nucleotides. RefSeq names its product actin like 6B (gene ACTL6B). Gene Ontology annotation, biological process: nervous system development; regulation of transcription by RNA polymerase II. The transcript has 13 exons. The record is from RefSeq and is a predicted model, not a curated record. NCBI's taxonomy places the organism in Eukaryota, Metazoa, Chordata, Mammalia, Carnivora, Felidae. Gene Ontology annotation, cellular component: SWI/SNF complex; NuA4 histone acetyltransferase complex. Bases 128 to 1474 code for a protein of 448 amino acids. Gene Ontology annotation, molecular function: chromatin binding.
CGGGGGAUCCGACCUCCUGAUUGGCCACUGCGCGCCCCGCCCCGCCCGGGAUCCCGGGAGCUGUCCGGCCGCCUCGGUGCUGAUCCCGCCGCCGCCCACGGGCCGUGAGCAGCGCUGAGAGGGCAUUAUGAGCGGGGGCGUCUACGGCGGAGAUGAGGUGGGGGCGCUGGUCUUUGACAUUGGCUCCUUCUCAGUCCGCGCUGGGUACGCUGGGGAGGACUGCCCCAAGGCUGACUUCCCCACCACGGUGGGGCUGCUGGCCGCGGAGGAGGGGGGCGGGCUGGAGUUGGAGGGGGAGAAAGAGAAGAAAGGGAAGAUCUUCCACAUCGACACCAACGCCCUGCAUGUGCCUCGGGAUGGAGCUGAGGUCAUGUCGCCCCUCAAGAAUGGCAUGAUUGAGGACUGGGAGUGCUUCCGUGCCAUCCUGGAUCACACCUACAGUAAACACGUCAAGUCUGAGCCAAACCUGCACCCAGUGCUCAUGUCCGAGGCCCCGUGGAAUACACGGGCCAAGCGGGAGAAGCUGACAGAGCUGAUGUUCGAGCAGUACAACAUUCCUGCCUUCUUCUUAUGCAAGACGGCUGUGCUCACCGCCUUUGCAAAUGGACGUUCCACAGGCCUGGUGCUGGACAGUGGGGCCACCCACACCACGGCCAUCCCAGUGCAUGACGGCUAUGUCCUACAGCAAGGUGAGGCCUCGGUAGGGCUCGGGGGUGUCUUGGGGGACAAGGCCCUAACGUCCCUUCCCUUUCCAGGCAUUGUCAAGUCACCUCUGGCAGGAGACUUCAUCUCCAUGCAGUGCCGGGAGCUCUUCCAGGAAAUGGCCAUUGACAUCAUCCCACCCUACAUGAUUGCAGCCAAGGAACCCGUACGGGAAGGCGCCCCCCCAAAUUGGAAGAAGAAGGAGAAGCUACCCCAGGUUUCCAAGUCCUGGCAUAACUACAUGUGCAAUGAGGUGAUCCAGGAUUUCCAGGCCUCUGUGCUGCAGGUCUCAGACUCUCCCUACGAUGAGCAGGUGGCUGCACAAAUGCCCACAGUGCACUAUGAAAUGCCCAAUGGCUACAACACAGACUACGGUGCUGAGCGGCUCCGCAUCCCUGAGGGCCUGUUUGAUCCCUCCAAUGUCAAGGGCCUGUCGGGGAACACCAUGCUGGGUGUGGGCCACGUGGUGACCACCAGCAUUGGCAUGUGUGACAUCGACAUUCGCCCGGGCUUGUAUGGCAGUGUCAUUGUCACUGGCGGGAACACACUGCUCCAGGGCUUCACUGACAGGCUCAAUCGAGAGCUCUCCCAGAAGACCCCACCGAGCAUGCGACUGAAGCUCAUCGCCAGCAACAGCACCAUGGAGCGCAAGUUCAGCCCCUGGAUCGGGGGUUCCAUCUUGGCCUCGCUGGGCACUUUCCAGCAGAUGUGGAUCUCCAAGCAGGAAUAUGAGGAGGGAGGGAAGCAGUGCGUGGAGCGGAAGUGCCCCUGAGGGCGUCCCCUCAACACCCACUCGCCCGCCCGCCGCGGUGGGAUAGGGGACGCCAAAAGGCGGGGAGAGGGUUUCCCGGCUCGGCCUCCGCAAGCGCACAUCGAAGCCCCCACCCCCAUGCCCUCGUCUCUUCCCCUCCCUUCUCUUCCGCUUAGAUGUGAUGUUUCUGGGUUGAAAGGAGUAAAAAUGUUUUAAGAAAAAAAAAAAAAAGUUUGGCCUGCU